CUGCUCCGUCCGCAUACUGCAUUCCUAUUAGAAAAUCCAAUGCUAAACUCCAAAAUCCACCAGCAAACAGGGCCAGACCAUCUUGCUUCAGAAGACGUGUCUACGCCACCAACCUUACGAUUUUGCCAGUCAUAAUUUUGUUUUCGAUUCUGUGCUCAUAGUUUUAUCCAACUUAUUAUUAUGGAAGAGUCGAUCGCUUAGCUGUGUAUGAAAGUCAUAUGAACCGCGUAUCCCUCCUCCCUCUCCCCCCACGUAUUUUUGCUAGUGGUUGUUUCUUACUGUUGCCAUGUUGGAUCGGCAUUCCUGUGAAAGUUUAGAUUCUGGUUGUUUUGGGACGUCGGAGUUCUUCAGGUACCUUCAUAUGUCGAGGGACUAUUAGAUUUGCAAUUUCAAAAUUCUGGAAAUACAAAAAUACUGAAGGCUGUGCGACCCGCGUCUGAAACAGUCCUGCACCGAUGCGAGCGGCCGGGUCCAGGCCACGGUGAUCAAUGACAGCAUCGUUUUUAUUUUCCGAGUACCAUAAUAAGGGUCAGAUAGCAAUACGUGUUUAGCUUAUUUUGUGAUUUAUUUUUAAAUAUGAGUGGCCACCCGCCGCAACGGCGGGUUACAAAUGUCGGCUCCAUCCUUCUCACCCCGCAAGAGAACGAAUGCCUCUUCAACUCUCUUGGAAGGAAAUGCAUCACGCUGUGCUCCGCUGUGGUGCAGGUGUUCGCAGCUGAAAGAAACUCCACAUGGGUGAAGAGGUGCUGUGGUGUGGCCUGUCUGGUCAAAGACAAUCCCCACAGGUCCUACUUCAUCAGGGUCUUUGACAUCAAGGAAGGAAAGACCAUGUUCGAACAGGAAUUCUACAACAACUUUUCAAUUAACUGUUCAAGACCGUACUUCAUUUCAUUUGCUGGAGAUACCUGCCAAAUGGGUCUGAACUUCGCCAGCGAGGAGGAGGCCAAGCGGUUCCGUGCGUCAGCCGCCGAGCUGCUCGGGAGACGGCAGAGGAAGACGGAAAAAAGACGUGACCCUGCAAAUGGACCGGCUCUACCCAUGGCCACCGUGGACAUAAAGAAUCCGGAGAUCAACAAUGUGCGUUCCCAUAGCAACUCUCAAGUCAACAACAUCAUGCACAGCAGUUUCAGCAAGGACAAGAAGAAGGUGAAAGGGAAGAGGAAGAAGCUGACCAAAGCUGACAUCGGCACCCCCAGCAACUUCCAGCACAUCGGACACGUCGGCUGGGAUCCCAACACUGGCUUUGAUCUGAACAACCUGGACCCGGAGCUGAAGAACCUAUUCGACAUGUGUGGCAUCUCCGAGGCCCAGCUCAAAGACAAGGAGACGUCCAAGGUUAUAUACGACUUCAUCGAAAAGAAGGGCGGAGUCGAGGCCGUGAAGAACGAGCUGCGGAGGCAAGCCCCCCCACCUCCACCUUCCCGGGGUGGCGCUCCUCCCCCCCCCCCCCCUCACACUUCAGGACCCCCACCCCCACCCCCUGCCCGAGGAAGAGGGGCGCCCCCACCCCCUCCGCCCUCCAGAGCCCCCACGGCCGCUCCCCCACCCCCACCUCCCUCCAGACUGGGCAUCGGAGCCCCACCCCCUCCCCCUCCUCCAACCAGAGGCCAUCUCCCGCCCCCUCCUCCGCCCCUGCAAGCCUCCAUGGCCCCGCAGGCGCCCCCACCCCCUCCGCCCCCACCCUCGUCCUCCUCGCCCAACACCCCGCCCCCGCCGCCUCCUCCCCCUCCACCGGGACCCCCUCCCCCCGGGCCCCCUCCACCCCCUGACAUGGACGGGGGCGAGCCGCUGCCGUCACCCCUGGGGGGCAAAUCGGCGCUCCUGGAGCAGAUUCGGGAGGGGACCCAGCUGAAGAAGGUGGAGCAGAACAGCCGGCCUGUGUCCAGCACCGGCCGCGAUGCGCUCUUAGACCAAAUACGGCAGGGCAUCCAGCUCAAGACGGUGUCCGACAACCAGGAUUCGGCCCCGCCCACACCUGCACCCUCGGCGGGUAUUGUGGGGGCGCUGAUGGAGGUGAUGCAGAAACGAAGCAAGGCCAUCCACUCUUCAGAUGAAGAUGAGGAUGACGAUGAUGAUGAAGAUUUUGAGGAUGAUGACGAGUGGGAUGACUAGUGAACCCCCCCAAUAAUUAAGACACUAAAUUGUCCCCAUCUUUCUAAAUCUUAUUCAAAUUAUUAUGUAAAUGUUAUCAAUUUGCUGUAUAUUUUUGUUGCCUUUUUUGCUUUUUUUAUUAUUAAUCUGUGCAAUACCUCAUUUAAUCUGUAAAGGUUUGUCAUGUUUCUGUAAAGUUUAUCCUGGUUUAACAUGUGCAAUUUUACAUCAUGACAAAUUCUCUUUGAUUUUGUAGAUUUGAAUGUUCUGUUAUGUCAGUACAGGAAAGGGAGAUCCAAGGAACAAGCUGACAGAUUCCUUUAUGUUGUAACUGUUAGCUAAUGCCAGAUAACACUAUUUUCAUACCCUACUUUUCUGUAUCUUAAAUUUUCUUAUUCAAAUCCUAGUUUAGCACUAUUAUUUUUUCUUAAGAAUGAGCUUUUGGAAUAUUUAGCCCAUCAUUUCCAGUGUAAAUUUACACAGAGUUUAAGGCUGUUAUAUUUUUGCACGAAUCAAAAAAAGGAGAUUCACUGUCAGAAUAUACAGUUAGUGCAAGGUUAGAGUUGUAUUCAUAAUGUUGCUUUAAAGGCAUUGGGAAUUCACUACAAAAGCAGACAUCUGUAAACAUAAUGCACACUAGCCAGAGGUUUCUUGAGAUUUUUAUUUUUUGUUUGUCUUGUUUUUUUUUCCACCUCAUCUUGUAUAAGUCAUAAUUUUUCACAAAUGUCUUUUUAUUUCCUUUCUACCAUAGCAAUCAAAAAAUAUAGAUUGUUGUCAGAAAUCAGGUCAGUGUUCAACUUAAGCAAAAAAAUCCCAACUGUCAUCUUAAUUUAAAAAAAACAAAAAGAUUUGCAAGUUAAUGUCACGUAGUUUUGAAUCAUGUUACUAAAGGCUGCCAUGCAAGAGCAGUGAAAUAACAUUCAUUUGCAAGAGGCUUUUAAGGGGGUGUGGCUUGGGUGUGGCUUGAACUUCAUAACCAUCUCCAAGGUAACAAUGCCUGCAAAACACUAUUGAACUUUUUUGUGUAGUAAUGAAUGCUGUUUUUAACAGUAUUGUACGUCUGAAUUUUGCAAUCUUCCGUUUUCUUCUGGAGGUUGUGCUGCAUUUAAGAAACCGGAAUGUUGACAUCAAACCUUUCAAAACAGGUUGGGAAAAGAAUGGAAUACUAAAUUGUAUACUUAAAUAAAUGUUAAU
This is a messenger RNA of Megalops cyprinoides (Indo-Pacific tarpon), 3285 nucleotides long. RefSeq names its product neural Wiskott-Aldrich syndrome protein-like. Gene Ontology annotation, biological process: actin filament organization; regulation of Rho protein signal transduction. Gene Ontology annotation, molecular function: actin binding; small GTPase binding. The record is from RefSeq and is a predicted model, not a curated record. NCBI's taxonomy places the organism in Eukaryota, Metazoa, Chordata, Actinopteri, Elopiformes, Megalopidae.